AUGACUAAAUCUCCUCUCAUUUCCUCCGCCGCAGUCACCUUCAUCCUCCUCCUUGCCAUCUCCCACUUCCCCGGAGCUCUCUCUAAAUCCCCAAAAAUCUGCGAAACCCAACCCAAUAACUCUUGUAUCGAUAAAGACAAAGCAGUACAGCUCAAAAUCAUGGGAAUCUUCGUAAUCCUCAUCAGUAGCCUAAUCGGCGUUUUCCUUCCGCUCUUCGCUCGUUCCGUUCCCGCUUUUCAACCCGACAAAGCUGCCUUUUUUAUCGUCAAAGCCUUCGCUUCCGGAAUCAUCCUCUCUACUGCUUUCAUGCACGUUAUGCCUGAUUCUUACGAUAUGCUCAAUUCUCCUUGUCUUGACGAUAACCCCUGGCACCAGUUUCCUUUCUCCGGCUUCCUAGCCAUGGUCUCUGCCGUGAUCACGCUCAUGAUUGAUUCUAUCACCACCAGCGUAUACACCAGGUCGGCCAGGAAGAACAUGCGCGCUGAGGUUGGAACUGACAAAGCUGACGUGGGAUCCGCUGAGACUCCUGACCAAGAGACAGGACGCGUGCAGGUUCCUGUGACCCAUCAUGGUCAUGGUCAUGGUCAAGGUCUUGAGCUUGAUCCUAGUUUACAGCUUGUGCGGUAUCGUGUUAUUGCGAUGGUAUUGGAACUAGGAAUUGUGACACACUCAGUAGUGAUAGGACUAGCAGUAGGAGCCAUGAACAGUACAUGCACCAUCAAAGUUUUUGUUGCGGCUCUUUGUUUCCAUCAAAUGUUCGAAGGCAUGAGCCUCGGUGGCUGCAUCCUCCAGGCAGAAUACAAGUGGAUGAAAAAAGCAGUGAUGGCUUUAUUUUUCUCGGUGACAACACCUUUCGGAGUGGCUCUAGGAUUGGCAUUAAGUAAAACGUACAAAGAGAAUAGCCCUGCCUCUCUCAUAACAAUUGGCCUACUCAACGGCUCAGCGUCUGGAUUACUCAUCUAUAUGUCUCUAGUCGACCUUCUAGCGGCCGAUUUUAUGGGCCAAAAAAUGCAACGGAAUAUCAAGCUUCAAUUAAAGGCAUACGCUGCUGUUUUGCUCGGUGCUGCUGGCAUGUCCCUCAUGGCUAGGUGGGCUUGA
Microthlaspi erraticum is the source of this 1098-nucleotide messenger RNA. Lineage: Eukaryota; Viridiplantae; Streptophyta; Magnoliopsida; Brassicales; Brassicaceae. The record is from the annotation of a GenBank genome assembly.